GCUGCCGCCGGCGUCGCGGGGCUCCAGGCUGCGGGGCGGACGUAGCGCCGAGCGAUCCACCGCGGAGCCGCGCGAGGCCGCCGGAGCCCCGGCCCCGGCCCCGGCCCCGGUCCCAGCCCCGAGCCCCGAGCGAGCACCGCCGCCUCGCGCCGCGGGUACCCGGAGGCGCCGCCACCGCCGGGAAGGCAGCCGGCGCCGGGCAAGUUGCGAGCGCGCCCCUCCGACCAGGAAAGUUUCCCCCCGGCCGCCGGCGGGAGUUGGCGCGGGGUCCGGCCGCCGCCGCUGGAAGAGUGUAUCCAGAAGCUACUGUCAGGAGGACACUGUAAGAGAACCUUGGCACCUCUGGGCCCAAAGGGAAAGACACCAGUGGAAAGAGGUGAGCAUCUCCUGGACAGCCUCAAGCUUCAGGUGAGCUGAGCUUCUGACGCUACCAUCAAAGCAACUGGAACCCCUUGAAUUUGAUUUCUGGAGACGCGAGCAUAAUCCUUUUGCAGACGUCUCAACGCUGGCUCUCCAGGUGGAGCACCAUGGAAGGCGACUGUCUGAGCUGCAUGAAGUAUCUGAUGUUUGUAUUCAAUUUCUUCAUAUUUCUGGGCGGGGCCUGCCUGCUGGCCAUCGGCAUCUGGGUCAUGGUGGACCCCACCGGCUUCCGGGAGAUCGUGGCUGCCAAUCCUCUGCUCCUCACAGGCACCUACAUCCUCCUGGCCAUGGGGGGUCUGCUCUUUCUGCUCGGCUUCCUGGGCUGCUGCGGGGCCGUCCGUGAGAACAAGUGUCUGCUGCUAUUUUUCUUCCUGUUCAUCCUGAUCAUCUUCCUGGCAGAGCUCUCAGCAGCCAUCCUGGCCUUCAUCUUCAGGGAAAAUCUCACCCGAGAAUUCUUUACCAAGGAGCUCACCAAGCACUACCAGGGCAAUAACGACACGGACGUCUUCUCCGCCACCUGGAACUCAGUCAUGAUCACAUUUGGUUGCUGCGGUGUCAAUGGGCCUGAAGACUUCAAGUUUGCAUCUGUGUUUCGACUCCUGACCCUGGAUAGUGAAGAGGUGCCGGAGGCCUGCUGCCGGAGGGAACCCCAAAGUCGGGACGGGGUCCUGCUGAGCCGGGAGGAGUGCCUCCUGGGAAGGAGCCUGUUCCUAAACAAGCAGGGCUGUUACACGGUGAUCCUCAACACCUUCGAAACCUACGUCUACUUGGCCGGAGCCCUUGCCAUCGGGGUACUGGCCAUCGAGCUUUUCGCCAUGAUUUUUGCCAUGUGCCUCUUCCGGGGCAUACAGUAGAGGGUGUGGCCUGAAGCCUGAAGACUCGCCCCACCCACCACUGCCCAGCACCCAAUGUCCUCCCCUGCCCCUCCCCGCUGUCCUCUUGGCCCCAGGGGAGAAGAUGAGGCCAUCAGAGAUGGCCAGGAGAAGGGCCAGGGGAAUAGAGCUAUUUUUUUAACAAAAUGAAGACAAAAGUAUGGACUGAUGUAUCCUCGCCUGGACUCAGGGCAGGUGCCGUGGGCUCUCCAGAGACCCCAGCGCCUGGCCCAGGAUGCAGGCUGCUCUAGAGACCAAAGGAACACCAGGCCCAGCACCCUCCUUGGUCCAGCCAGACCCUGGGCCCUCUCUCCUCACUGCACCAGGACCUGAUGCCAAGAAAGUGAGGAUUUAGGCAACAAGGAGGCAAAAGCAAAUCUCAGAGAAGUCAUCAAAGCCCAGGGGCCGCACGGAGAUUCAGCUGCCGCGUCUUGGAGGACUCAGAACCCACAGCGCAAUCCCUGGUCCACUGGAGGGUGGACUGUUCCCCCUUCAGGCCGGGGCCAAGAGUGAGCUGCUAACACGGCAUCCAAGAAUGGCCCAGCUGGUAGGAUCCUUGCUUUCACCAUCUGUUGGACCAAAUAAUCUCAAAGGCCCAGAGAGGACAGUGACCCAUCCACAGACACACAGCACAGGCGUGACAGUUCUGAAAAGAAGCUGAGUUGUCUCCAGGCUGCUGUCACUGCAUCCAGGACUCUGUCAGCUCUGCUACCCACAUGCACCCCUGGCCUCAGCAUCCCGGUUCCCCCAGACAAGAGAGGGCAAGCCAGCCAGGAACUGCCUCCUCCCUGCUCUACAGCUAAGAAAACACCAUUCCAUGACUUCCCACUGCACCCUCCCUCCUGCCUCCCCACACCUCUCUGAGUCCCCAGGAACACACAGGGGCGCACAUCACGUUCCCUUGUGCACACUGCCCGCCUCUCCCCACAUGCCACCCCCUUCCCUGUCCUUCCCCAACUCCCCAGCUCCAAGAGUGGAAGAAAUCCCCAAGAUCAUCUGGGUCUCCCUCUCCGCACCCAGAACUGAGGCUUGGAUCUUCUUCAAGAUCCUUGCCAAGACUUCUCCACCCUCUUCUUACAUACCUCCAGGGACAGAGAGCUUACUACCUCCCAAGGCAGCCUCCUGCCUUUGGACUGCUCUGACUUUAGCAUCAGCUUAAUAUACAGAAGAGGUUUCUGUUUUUCUGUGGCUCCGUCCACGGCAUCCCACUUGCCUGCUCUCCUUCCUGGAGCAUUAAGGUCACACAUUGACUCCCCUGAGCCCUCUUCUCUCCAGGCUAAAGAAUCCCGAAGGCAUCGAGGCCAUUUCUGCUGCAACAAGGUUUCCUGUCUCUUCACUGUCCGCACAUUUCUUAGUAUUCCCUCCAGGCUUGGGCAGGGAGACUCACAGAUGCACACCCACAAGUAUUCAGUUCUCAAACUCUAGACGAGUGUUGGCAACUGGAUUGCAAGAUGCUCCUACCCUGAUAGAUCAGGGGUGGCUGCUGGAGGCUGUGCUGGGGAUCUAGGGUUUGGUCUGGGCUCAGUGAGAGGUGGCGGUGCAAUCCUGAUGAGUUAGUGAUGUCUACCAGGCACCGUAAGUUUGAUUAGUGAUGUCUGCCACAGGCAGGGAUGGAAGGAGCAGGGUGAUGUCUGCUCUCUUCUCUCCCCUCUGUCCCUCUUCAGGAAGAGCUCAUUCUGUCUCACAAGCCACCGGCACCCUGUAUCAGCUUCCAGCCUCCCCUCAGGCUUUCCAGUCACCAGGGACACUCAGAGCCACAGCCUAGAGCCCAGUGUUCCCCGGCCUGUGCAUCCGCCCCCUUCUGAGAUGCAGCCAGAAGCUCUGUGCUUGCUGCAAAGAUUCAGGUGGCCCCUCCUCUAAUCUCCUCCUGCUGUGCCCGCCAGUCCUGGCCCUCCCACCAGGUCUCUGAGCUCAGUCUUACCAAAUUCUCCCUUUAACAGCUUGCUCUGGCAACCCCAUAAAUGACACCUGAGCUCCGUAGAAGCUAAGCUCCUGAGACCCAGGUGGACCUGCCACUGGUACCGCAGCCCAGCCUGGGGCCUGGGGGCUGCCCCUCUUGAACCACCCACACGCUUAGCCCCAGCUUUUUGGAAGCAGCAAAUGGCUGGUCUGAGGAUGACACACAAAAACAAAAAACCCACGCUGGGCAGGACUGAGGCAAAUUGCACAGCUUUAUGGCUCUAAUCCAGGGGCAUCCCAGGCUUCUGGGGCCCAUACAAGUCAGAGGGAGGACCCAGGAGAAAGGGCUGGUCACGAAGGGAAAUCUGGCUAAGGUGGGUUCAAGGGCGGAUACAAGACUGCCCCUCAGCAGCUUUCUACAAAUGUGCCAAGGAACCCUCAGUCAGCCCUGAUUCAGCCCCCCAGCCAGCCACUGGCCACCCUCUUAGGCUGGAAAGGGAAGACAGGCAGUUUCUGCUCCUGUUGGCAUUCGCCCAGGCUGGUAGCUAUUUGCAAGACUGCCUGAGGCCAUUCCUUGGAGGCAAGGCAAAGAAAGCUCAGCCCAAAUCAGGCUUGAGCCUCCCUCCAGAGCACAGGGAGAAACAGGGUUUAGCUGGCUUGGUCCAGAUACAACCCACAGCAGGUUCUGGUGGUGGCUGGGGGUUGGGGAGGAGGGGUGGGCAGGGAUACCUCUUUGUUUCUUUUCACCCCGAAAUACAACAGCCCGUAACAGAGACUUCCUCAGACCCCACUAACAGGGCAAGGAACAAGAAGACUACACCGCUCAUCACAAACCCCGCCUGUAUUGAAAGCCACUUUCCUGCUCUGAAGCUACUGCCUCUUAAAGGGAAUAUCUUUUUAUGGGCUGGGGGUGAGGGCCCCUCCCCAGGGUCCCUGUUAAUUUCUAGCCUUGGUGCUCAGGCCUGUCCGCAGCCUCCCUUGUCUAUGUCUCUAUCCAUGCUUAAGGGGCCCAGACAGGAUUUCCCAAACCAGCCGAGGCCCCCUCCUCCUUCCCCCAUGAAAGUCUAUUUUAAAAACUGUCUAUGUUCCUUGCCGUAGAUUGCAGAGCUAAUUUAUCACAUUUCUCUCCGGUGAGACCCCCUUUUAUAUGAUAUAUCCAGAGGAAGUUUUGUAAUAUAAAACAGGACGCCC
Messenger RNA from Nomascus leucogenys (northern white-cheeked gibbon), 4382 nucleotides. RefSeq names its product tetraspanin 18 (gene TSPAN18). Gene Ontology annotation, cellular component: membrane. The record is from RefSeq and is a predicted model, not a curated record. NCBI's taxonomy places the organism in Eukaryota, Metazoa, Chordata, Mammalia, Primates, Hylobatidae.